Molecule: messenger RNA, 1061 nt
Organism: Drosophila sulfurigaster albostrigata
Lineage: Eukaryota; Metazoa; Arthropoda; Insecta; Diptera; Drosophilidae
Product: GDP-D-glucose phosphorylase 1
Exons: 3
Coding region: 39-983 (314 amino acids)
Biological process (GO): glucose metabolic process
Cellular component (GO): cytoplasm
Molecular function (GO): GDP-D-glucose phosphorylase activity
Source: RefSeq, a predicted model, not a curated record
AGGCGCAACAAUAUCUAAAUGCACUGAAAGUGCGAUGGAUGCAACUACACGAGAUGCCCGGCUUAUUCGCAUAUCAGCUGCGGGAGGAGCGCUUAAAGCGACAACUGCCCGGGCGAUAUGGUUUCCAUGUGGAGUUGAAUGCGGAUCGAUCGUUGAAACGUCGCGCACCACAAAUUAUAGACAAUUUGAAUCCUAAAUUUAAACCGCAGCAGUUCAAUUUCAAUAAAGUCGAUGGCCAGGAAGUGCUGCUGAUCAUCGAUGAUCUGAAGGAUAAGUGCGAGAUACAGAUGAUCAUCAACAAGAGUCCACUGACCAAAUAUCAUACACUGAUCUGUCCCGAUGUAAAGAAGAAUUUGGUACAACGCGUAACAUUAAAAUCGCUGGCUUUCUGCAUCAAUUUCCUGCGCAACAUUGAAGAACCCAAUAUGCGGAUGGGCUACAACAGUCCGGGAGCUCUUGCCUCCGUCAAUCAUCUACAUUUCCAUUUGCUGGACAUGCCACAAGAGUUGUACAUCGACAAAGUGAAUCUGCAGGAGAUUGCCGGUGGCUAUGCCUAUCGGUUGAAUAAGGAAUCGCCCACAGAAGCCGUUUGUUUUGUUGUUCUGGCCAAAGAUGAUGAGCAACAGGUGAUGGAGAAGGUGCAGAAUAUCCAUAAGCUGACCGAAUGGUUGUGCAACAACAAGUUGCCACACAACAUGUUCAUCACACAGCAAAAGAACUCCAACGAUCUCCGAGUAUUUGUGUUUGUGCGCGAAAAGUUUUGCGUGUCCAAGGAUGUGACGGCCUUCAAUGUGGGAUUCUGCGAACUGGCUGGAUUCAUUCCACUUUCAGAUGAGGAUAAAGUAAACAAUUUAACGGAGCAGAAGGUAAUUGAACGCAUUCGCUCUGUUACUGGAAAUGCCUACGAUGCUGUCUACGACCAGGUGCAACACAUUGUUAAUGGCACCGAUCAAUCGCUGUGGCAGCAACCGUUUACUUUAUAAGUAGUACACAGAAUUUUGUGAUUGUAGCUUAAAUUUAUUAAAUGCGGAAUACCAUUGUUAAACGGCCGCUGCAAUGAA